AUGUUCUACUACGGAGAAAUCGAAGUCGGGACACCGAGCCAAAAAUUCUACACUGAUUUCGACACCGGCUCAAGCGUCACCUGGCAAGCAUGCAGCUCGUGUACGGAGGGUAGCUGCGCUCAGCAGACACUCGACAAGUUUGACUGCUCGGGGUCGAGCACAUGCAAUACGACGACUGAGAGAUUCUCGGUACCGUACGCGGACCGGAGCGAGGUCAGCGGGCGCCUAUUCACGGAUCGUUUGUGUUUGGCUGGAUACUGCACAAAGGAGCCGGUGCCAAUUGGGUGCGCUGAUACAAUGAAGGGCGUUUUUACCCGGAAACUCGGGGGAAUCUUUGGUCUCGACAUCGCAGGGAUCCCGAUGUCUGCUCUACACAGUAUUUUCAAAGACAAGAAGAACUGCCCGGAUCCCGUCUUUGCCUUCUACUUGAACACCACCCUCGACAACACCCAGCAAAGCGGCGGCGAGAUCACGUUUUGUGAAACAGACCCGGAGCAUUAUCAGGGCCCGAUUUCCUGGGUGCCGGUCGAUGCUGAGGUCCGGGAUGAGGCUUGGUUCGUGACGCCCGAAAAAAUUGUGGUAGGUCAGCGGGAGUUCCCGGGGUUCUCAGCCGUCGUCGACAGCGGCACAACUAUGAUGCUUCUCCCAGAAGAGAUCCUGGAAGAGUUGGCUCUACGCAAAUUGGAUGACGAGUACCCAUGCGCCAACGCCACGGAUUUCCCGGUGAUUUCGCUGUUCAUGGGCGCGUACGAGAUCAGGAUGACCGGGGCUGACUACAGUAUUCAGACAUCGAAGCCGGGCUACUGUAGUCUUGGCGUGUCUGGGAGUAGUGGAAUCCAGGGGAUCAAUAUCCUUGGCGACGUCUUCAUGCGGAAGGUGUACACCGUGUUCGACUACGGCAACCGACGCAUCGGUGUUUCGCCAACCCAACGACCGUCACGAUUCAAGCGGAAGGACUCAAAAGAUGGGAGCGCCACGCAUUUCAACCCGAUAGCUCAAUUAUGCAUUAAGUUUGCCGAACUGCUCGACGACGGUGCAAAAUCUGAAUUUGCCGGCGAGGCGCUGGUAUACAUGAUUUUCCUGGAGAACCAGCACGGAAUGGCUAUCGUCGAAAACAUGCGCGCCGCCUUCAAGGAGACGCUCAACGAAGACGACUGGCUCGAGCCGGCCACCAAGGAGAAAAUUUUGAGCAUGCUCGAAAAACUCGACUUUUACCUCGGCGCCUUCUACGAGGCCUACAGCGAGGAGAAGCUGAUGGCGCACUACAACAAGGUCACC
Molecule: messenger RNA, 1278 nt
Organism: Mesorhabditis spiculigera
Lineage: Eukaryota; Metazoa; Nematoda; Chromadorea; Rhabditida; Rhabditidae
Source: the annotation of a GenBank genome assembly